ACUGCUUUUGCACAUGCGCCAACUUUCAAUCCCAGAAGUCUCUGCUUGAAAACUCGCGCAACCACGAAUCUGAGAAACAACGUGAAAGGCUAGGUUAUCAUGUCGGAGAAAAAGCAAACCGUUGAUUUGGGGUUGUUGGAGGAGGAUGAUGAAUUUGAGGAGUUUCCUGCUGAGGAUUGGAAUGGGCUAGACGAGGAUGAAGAUACUCAUGUUUGGGAGGAUAACUGGGAUGACGACAACGUAGAGGAUGACUUUUCAAAUCAACUCAGAGCUGAGCUGGAGAAGCAUGGAUACAAGAUGGAGACGUCAUAGUUCCAGCAUCUGAAACGGAUAUUACAUGGACUUAAAAAUGUGCCAGCUCUGAUGCUGAGUGGAAGGCUUGCAUGUGGAAUGUGAACUUAGGUUGGGAGUACAAUUUGUUUUUUCUUUUUGAGAGUUUUUUUGAGAGUGUUCGGUUGAGUCUGUUUUCAUGAUACAGUUUCCAAGAUCUGAUAAUAAAACUACAUUUGUUGA
Clupea harengus (Atlantic herring) is the source of this 513-nucleotide messenger RNA. RefSeq names its product SEM1 26S proteasome subunit (gene sem1). The record is from RefSeq and is a predicted model, not a curated record. Gene Ontology annotation, biological process: proteasome assembly; mRNA export from nucleus; double-strand break repair via homologous recombination. Lineage: Eukaryota; Metazoa; Chordata; Actinopteri; Clupeiformes; Clupeidae. Gene Ontology annotation, cellular component: proteasome complex; proteasome regulatory particle, lid subcomplex.